CAUAGCAAGCCGGAUUCUUCGGCGAGAAAUGAACGACCUGAGACAUCUGGCGUUCGGAAGACUCUUCGCGAAUUUCCUUUAUCUUCAUCAUCUCCUUCAGUCAAUUGAUACCAACACGGCGUAUUGGGGACAGUCUCACGGGCGAGAUUUGUCAUGCAUUUGAGAUUUCUACUGUAUCAACGAAACGGCGUCGCGGUGGCUGCAUUUUGUCGGAAGCGGCGUCAUCUGGAUUUUUGGGGGAGGGAUUGGAGCUGCUGCUGUUUUCUGCCGUUUCGGCAAUUCUUACGCUUUGGACGAGUACACAGAUUUCCUUUUUGUCAUCGCACAGGAUGUGCAGGAACAUCGGGGCACCUAUUGGGAGGAAUUUUUUCGGUGAUGGGCCCGCGAUUGGACUGGCUUCUGACCCUCGGGUCAAAGCUGAACAGCAAAAAAGUUAAGGUGGUGGUGGUGGUGGGCGUGGCGCAAUUGAUUACGUUGGGUGCGUCAGCAAAAAGGACUUGGGAAAUGAAUAGUGAUACCAACUGCAGUAACCUUCCUCCACACACGCAGAAAAUGGACGUCCCUCUCGGGACAAUUCUCCCGUCUUGACCGUUCCCAUCUCCCGAAGUAUUUUUCUCUCCUGUUGCUUGGUCGUGUACGGCCAAGCUCUACAUGCGGUAUUGCAAUGACCAAAUAGGAGCCGUUAUCACGAGAUCGCCCGU
Dissoconium aciculare CBS 342.82 is the source of this 701-nucleotide messenger RNA. RefSeq lists its product as uncharacterized. The transcript has a single exon. The record is from RefSeq and is a predicted model, not a curated record. Lineage: Eukaryota; Fungi; Ascomycota; Dothideomycetes; Mycosphaerellales; Dissoconiaceae. The coding region runs from base 154 to 588 and encodes 144 amino acids.